UUGCAGUAGUGUACUGUACACUUCAAUGGGGAUAGCUUUUUCUGAAUAAUAAUGAUAAUAAAAUGAGCAGGUAGCAGGAUAGAGAUCACGGAAUAGACGGCUGGAUUUGUAAGGCAAAAAUCGUUUGCGUCCUGGAGCUUAACCAGCAAGGAAGGCCAUCGCUGUCUCUAUUUCCCCCGGCGGAGGCGGUGCUUCCUCCAUUAUUGUCUAAUUUCGGUCUCUCGGAAAAAUAAAAUGCCUUUAGUGGUUGAGUCGUUGACUAACCCCAAUUUCAUCCAUAUGUGUUCCACCCAACACUAUUAAAAUAUUCUCACCGUAUAGCGGCAGACAACUCAGCCUAAGUUCUGAAUACAUACAAUGAGGGGGAAAUCAAAUAAAUAUCCGAAUCAGCUCAGAAUCUGAAGAAAAAAGAAGGGUUUUUAUAUUUAUCUGUUGUAUAUCAUCUACUAUUAUUGUUGAAUUCAUACAGUCCCCAUUGUGCAUAUGAUCUAUGUUCAAUGAUGACGAGCCUUUGUAUUUCAAGAAGAUGCACGAAUUCUCUACAGGUGAUGGUUUUGUGGAGAUGGCCAACAGCUUAGCAGACAUGAUUAGAUUUGUGGGAAAUGAACCAUCAGUGGGGCUUUUCUACAUCCAACAACAUGCACAUAAUGCAGUCCCCAACCUCAUCAACCUCAAAACAAAGGUUGCCAGUAGAUGUCGUGAGACAAGUUUACGUGCACAGGAUUCCGAAGAUUCCACAGUCAUGGUUAGAUCAAUGAAGCAUUGCGGUUUUCGGAUUGCCAAAGAGAUGAUCAAAGAUAUUCGACAUUGCCUUGCUGUCAUUUCUUUCAGUACAAGACAAGAGGAGGAGAAGAGGAAGAAAGGGUUGUCGAUAAAAACCGGAAGUUCAAGUUUUCGGGUCAGGAAAACUGAUCCUUUCAGUGGGCCGCAACUUGAAUUUUUCAGAAGUAGUGGGUAUCUCUCAGAUGUGUUCAGAUCACCUAGAAGUAUGAAAUGGCCUAAACGUGAGGAGUCCGGAGAAGAACUUAAAAUGGUGAAGGUGGGUAAUGAUGAUGAAGCAGACAACGAUGAUGACUUGCCUGUGUCGACUCAGGUGGUCGAUGAGCUGGCGGUGGAUAUAAGCGUGCCUUGUCAUAAUCAGAUUCACUCCCAUUUGAAUGACAGCUAUGAUGAGCUGAACAUACAAGCAAGGUUUGAAGAUUGGUUGGAAGGAAGAGGCAAUCAAUAAGGACUCUGUGCAUUUUAUAUGGCUUUGCAUGUAUGUGGGGUGGAUGAGGUUAAGCUUUUCUAGUUUCUUAUGAAAGAGCUCUACAUCCCUCCAUCAUUGUUUGUUGGCUAAUCUUUGUACCAUAAUCAAUGAAGAAAGUUGUUAGUAAGGGAAUGAAUAAUAAUGCUAUAAUUCGACAGGUUAUUACAGUUUCCAGUUAUUGAUGUUU
Molecule: messenger RNA, 1436 nt
Organism: Cuscuta europaea
Lineage: Eukaryota; Viridiplantae; Streptophyta; Magnoliopsida; Solanales; Convolvulaceae
Source: the annotation of a GenBank genome assembly